CGUGCGCGAGUGCGUGCUACGGCUUCAGCCUGUCACUCUCGUUGUGCCGCGGCGCGAACACGGGUAGCAAGAAGGACCAAAAAUCCGCCUGGUAUCAGUUGUUGUCCCUGGAAAGACUGUUUCCCCCCCAUCACUAGAGACACCUCUCUUGUUUUAAAGUGCGUCUGCUCUUCAAGGAGAAUAGCUGUGACACAUUACAAUGCUUCAAAUAAGGGACCUCAUCUGGGGAUUGUUAUUCAUCGGCUGUGCAGCUGCCAUUCAGGUGGAAAUUACUCCACCACAAGGGGAGAUCAGCGUAGGAGAUUCCAAAUUUUUCAUCUGCGAAGUGGUAGGAGAUGCUAAAGACAUAGACUGGUACGCUCCCAGCGGUGAGAAGAUCCUUCCCAACAGGGCAGACAUUUUUGUGAGCCGCAGUGAUGAAGCCACGUCGACUCUCACCAUAUACCACGCCACCGUGGACAGUGCUGGCAUCUACAAGUGUGUGGCAAAGGAUGGAGACAAGGAAGCCCAGGCCACUGUCCAAGUAAAGAUCUUCCAAAAGAUCACCUUCGAGAGUGCUCCCAACCCGCAGGAGUUCAUCGAGGGUGAUGAUGCUGACAUAGUCUGUGAUGUUGUCAGUUCACCACCACCCACUAUUAUUUGGAAGCACAAGGGCUCCAAGAUCCAACCUGCCAAAGAUGUUCGAUUUAAGAUCAUGGAUAAUGGCCAUCUGCAGAUCCGCAGCAUUAAAAAGACAGAUGAGGGCACAUACACUUGUGAGGCUCGUGUCAUGGCCAGGGGAGAAAUUGACUUCAAGACUAUGAAGGUCAUUGUUAACGUGCUUCCCACCAUCCGUGUCAGGCACCCAGGAGUCAACGCUACAGCAGACGUUGGUAAAUCAGCUUUACUGGCUUGUGAUGCAGAUGGCUUCCCGGAACCCACCGUUACUUGGGCACAUAACGGUGUUGUCCUUGAAGACGGCGAUAAGUACAACCUCAAUGAGGAUGGUUCAGAAUUGUUAAUAAAACAUGUCACCAAAGUGGAUGAAGGAGAUUACGCGUGCAUCGCCAAGAACAAGGCGGGAGAGAAAACGGAGGAAGUCAGCCUAAGCGUGUUUGUCCAACCCAACAUUACCUACUUGAGUAACCAAACUGCUUCGGAGUUUGAUGAUCAAGUCAUCCUGACAUGUCAGGCUUCCGGUGACCCAACACCUACAAUUUCCUGGAGUUUUGGAAACAAGGUCUUCACUGAAGGAGAACAGAGCCUUGAUAGAAAUGUGGUGGUGCGCAGUCAUGCGCGGGUGUCCUCUCUCACCUUGAAAAAUGUCCAGUUCACAUAUGCCGGACAGUACCUCUGCACCGCCAGCAACUCCAUCGGCCAGGACGCCCGACACAUGUACCUGGAAGUCCGAUAUACUCCAAAGAUCCUGGGUUCGGUGACAGUAUAUACAUGGGAGGGAAACCCGGCCAACAUCAGUUGUGAGGUGGAGGCUCAUCCCGGAGCCUCGGUGGUUUGGUUCAGAGAUGGCUUCCAGCUGCCCACUGCCAACAGCACUAAUAUGAAGAUCUAUAACACACCAUCCGUCAGCUACCUUGAGAUUACCCCUGAUUCUCAAAACGACUUUGGCAGUUACAACUGCACAGCGACCAAUGUGAUGGGUUCUGAAUCCAAGGAAUUCCUUCUUAUCCAAGCAGAGGUGCCGUCAUCGCCUGUAAUUCAACAAGUGGAGCCUUUCUCAAGCACAGCAGUGGUAAAGUUUGAGGAGCCUGAUUCAAUGGGUGGAGUGCCUAUUAUCAAGUAUAGAGUGGAAUGGCGUUUGCCUGGCCAGGACUGGACUGGCAAGGAGGAAGAUGUUGAGGAUGACAUGACCGGGAUCACCAUCACUAAUUUGAAACCAGAAACUACAUAUGAGGUCAGGAUGUCUGCCAUCAAUGGGAAAGGUGAAGGCGAGAGCAGCCAGGCCAGCACUUUCAAGACUGAGCCAGUCCGGUAUUCUGUCACAAUUUCAUCAGAGAUACCACCCCCUAUUGCUGCCACCAGUAUGGCCCGUAAAGGGGAACCCAGUGCUCCCAAACUGCAGGCCAAGGUGCACAGCCCGGGCAAUUCUCUUAAGAUCAACUGGAUCACACAAGAUAACGGUGGUUCCAAGAUUAAACAUUACCUGAUCAGAUACAAGGCUAAGCGUGUAUCUGACUGGAAACCAGAGCUCCGCCUUCCCAGUGACAGUACCUAUAUCCUCCUGAACAGCCUGGAAUGGAACACAGAGUAUGAGGUUCAUGUGGUGGCAGAGAAUGAGCAGGGCAAAUCUAAGCCCGGCAUCCUCGCCUUCAAAACAGAUACAGAGCCCACAACUGUCCCAGACGCCAUGGAAGGUGGCUCAGGCAUGGGCACCGGGGCCAUCGUAGGCAUCCUUAUUGUUGUCUUUUUCCUGCUGCUGGUGGGCGUGGAUGUCACCUGCUAUUUCCUCAACAAGUGCGGGCUCCUCAUGUGUAUUGCUAUUAACUUCUGUGGGAAAGCUGGCCCAGGCGCAAAGAGCAAGGACAUCGAGGAGGGCAAGGCGGCAUUCACCAAAGAUGAGUGUAAGGAACCUAUUGUCGAAGUGAGAACAGAGGAAGAAAACACUCCAAACCAAGAAGGAGGAGGUGCCACCGAGCCCAACGAGACCACGCCAUUGACAGAACCUGAUGGUAAGACUGUGAAGGAUGAUAACACUAAAGGCGAGGCAGAGGUGAAGAAUGCCACAGCUGAAGUGAAGACAGUUCCCAACGAGGCUCCUCAGAUGAAUGGCAACGAAAGUAAAGCGUAAUCUUCUUGCCCGUGAGCAGCAGGAAGAAGAGGGCACGUAGGGUUGGGGGGGUUCGGGUUGUUGGGUUUUAAGGUUAAAAGGGGUUGGUCACAGUCACUGAAACCUCAAAGCAAUUUCACACACCACCCCGUUGCAUUAGAAAAACCAACAAGAAGCAACUGAAAAAAAAUAAGAAAAAAGAAAAACAUUGGUCUCUUUCUCUUUCUGCGGUGUCUUCUGACCAGGAAUAUGUAAAGACCUCAUGCACUUGCCUUAGUUCCUUUACAUAAGUUUACCUGUUUAUUUGUCACAGAAAAAAAUAGAUCUCUUGUAAUUCACCUUCUUUCUUUGACUUAAUAUUAAAUUGAUCAGCAGAGAAGAAUCGACACUAUUUUCCUGUAGAUAAACAUGGUUGGACUGUAGCUUUACUUCACUGAUUACUGCCUUCAUGAUGUACACACAUGUAAGUCAUGUACAUUACCGAUACUACUAUUCUUUAUGCAGUAUGGUCAUCAUCGUGGUAAUGCAUUAUGAAAAAAUGGGUCUUUUUUUUUUCUUUUGUCGAUAUUUUUUGUGUUUGAAUAAUAUGCAGAUAAACUGCCUAUUUAGCUUUUUUCAUGUGUUAUUUCCAGUGCUAGAGAUUAGAACAUUAGCAUGCCUGAUUUUGCAAGUUUACUGUACUUCUGUAUGUGUUGCUGUCAUUUGGUUCAUAUUCAGACUUAUUUUUUUUUUUUGUCUCUGUGUGUUUCUGGUCCAGAUGUAGCCUAAGCCAUGAUAAAUGAAAGAAAAUUUAUCAUGUUAUAAGUGCUACUAUUAAUUGGUUUCAACCCUGUCGUCCUAAAAAUUACAUUUAUAUACAGCAAUCAUGUUUUUUAUAAGACACAUAGCUAAUGCAUGCUUACAAAUUAUUUUAUAGAUUUGCUCCGAGUUAAGGGGAAGUCUAUAAACAGUGCAUUAUUUGAAUUACAUGCAUCAACACGUUUGGGGUAAAAUACAGAAAAGGUGAUGACACAUACAUUUAGACUGAAUGUCUUUGUGCAACCUAAUUAUUAAGUUGCUUAUUAAGUGUAUAUAAACUUAAGUUUCAGGAGACAAGUUGGGUUUAAAUUAAGUGAUGACAGUGAAGAAUACAGAAGAGUACAAAUGUGUUCCUUUGCAGUGAUUACAUCUCUUAAAGUCCAGCUUUCAAGGCUGGAUGAAGUCUUGUUUCGUAGAAGAAUUACUACCUUAUUUUUGGCUGAAUUUGGUGAAAAGCUCUGUUGCAUACUCGAUAUCAUCAGUAUCCUAAAACCCACCAGUCAUUUAUUAAUACUGUUUUCGCUCUUCACCAGCUCAAGCAAGCUAACAUGUGACCAAAUGUAAUAGACGGAUUGAUCAUUGAUUAUAUAUUAAAUAAAUGGGACCAAUGAAAUGGGAUGCUACAGGAUGUAAAUAAUGGAAAUCUGACUUAUGGCCACUAUUUCUUCUGGGUAGUACUUUAGGUAAAUUAAGCUAUAUAGAUAGAUCUGCAACUAAUAUUUUACACUGUCUGCUCUCUACCUUACAUUGAAAAUAAUGCAACUUCCUGUGUAUAAUUUUUGGUCUCACUGUUUGACUAGAGCCAACCAUUAGUUUUAGUCCUUGUGAGUUUACCUUGGGGUAGGAAUCAGUAUAUAACAGAACACAAACCCAUGAACGUUUUUAGAUUAAUGGGAGACUAUACCUUUGCCUCCUUGUCUCUCACAUGCUGUCACUACAAAGUCACCUUUUACAGAAGUUUCCUUUAAGCAUUCUUGACCAGCUGUUUACGUGACAGCUUUGGGCUUAAAUGUGACUCAGAGGCCAGAUGUGUUCAGUUCAGUUUGGAUUAAAAGGAGAUGUUUGUUUGAACUUUAGCUUAGGGUUGUUAAAUAUUUGACACCGAUUUGUCUUGACUGGGCUAACCUCCAUCACUCACCGGGAGAUUCAAAAGCUCAGCUUGUUCAGAUUCGCUUACCUGUCAGUGAUUUAACCAUCUAAUCGUCUCAGCUGUUGUUUUUACACUUGCACCACAGCUGCACUCUGUGUGAGCUUGUGUUACCACUGCACUUACCAACAAAGUCUAGUUGCUGGAAUCUUUAUUAAAAAUGUCUGAAAGUUUGUAGAUGAGUUGGCUAAGUGAUCAUAUUGAGCUUUUUAUGUAACCAGUCUAUAAUUGUAACUGCUUCUUUCUAUUAGGAAACCUAAUAUCAAUUAUUCUCUGAUCAUUACAGAAAUUUGUGAGCAUGUACAGUACACAGACAUAAGCUGCUUGUGCAUAGAAACCCAUACCAUGAAGCUCCCGGUGCACAGAUUUUGUGUUAAUGCCAGAGGAGGUUUUAAAUUCUGCAGUUAUUGAGUCAGCAGAGCAUUGGCAGCAUUUACACUCUAUGCGUCUCAGCACUCAGCCGCCCCGCUCUAUAACUUUAUAGGGUCUGCCAAGUCAUGGCUGAGUGGCUGUGGUUGCUAAACCUUUCCACUUUGUAAUACCACUUACAGCUCAUUGUGGAAAAUCUAGGAGGGAAGAAAUUUCGCAAAUUGACUUGUUGCAAUGGUGGCAUCCUAUUACAGUAGGAACUGAGUGAGCGCUUCAGAAUGACCCAUUUUUUCACAAAUGUUUCUAAAGCCAGACUGUGUGGCCAAGGUGCUUGAUUUUAUACAUCUGCAGCAGUGGGUCUGAAAACUCCUAAAUUCACAGAUUUUAGACCAAUAAAAAUAUCCAAUCUGUCACAGACCAUAAGCAUUUCUAAAGACAAAUGUUGUGAUUAAAAUACUUGAUUAGUGACUUGAAAUGAAUGUACACUCUAACCUUUUUAUCAAAUCUUAAUGAACUUGGCUCUUUUAAGCAGGAAUUAAAUGUAUCCUUGGAAAUGAAAGAUCUCAUUAUAUGUUUAGAAGUUCACCGAAAACAUUUUUCCCACACUGCUAUGGAUUUGAAAGGUAAUGAGACUAUGUGUGACCUUUUUUGUACAGUGUUCCUCCUACUUUAGGCUGCAAGCUAGUACACUGAAUGUGUGAAGCCAUUGUGUCCUUUGUCAUAGAGUUGAAAUAGCUUGUGAAACAUGUAGCUGAUAGUAUGCGACAGAAUUAGCAACACCGAUGUACAGAAGUCUGACAGCAGCAAACUGGAACGACACAGUGCCUUUAAAUAUGGAAACGUUGGCAUGCGAUCAGUUUCUUUCAGUGUCUGCAUUAAACAUUUCACAUCUCCAUUUCCCUGCUGAUUUGCUUUUUCAUUUACUGCAUUUGAUUUGUUAAUUAAGCCGAGCUUUGUUGUCUCAUAUAAGUCUUAAAUGGCUGUAUCAUUGCGUUAUUAUGAGUGCUUACAGUGUCCUUGUUGAAGGAGAAUUCUGGUUUAUUAUAAUUUGGUCUUGUAUACAGUAUUUAUGUUUGGUCAUCACUUCUGUCAUAAUAAAUGGAAAUUUCAAAUGCAUAAAUACACACUUGGUGUAGAUCUUUAUAAUUAACCUCCUGUCAUAACUAAUACAAGUCAUGGCCAAAAUUGUAAGAGCUGCAAUCCUUGAAAACUUGCACCAUAUUACAAAGAUGUUUCGAAAACACUGACAUUGGAGUACAAGGCACAUUGACGCUCAGGUCUCACAUUCUCUAUAAUAUUUGAAACACAUUUGUCUAAAGCAAGCAUGCAACAUAUAUUAGAAGGAUACUAUUACGUAAUCACUUUUGCUAUGUAAAAACUAUUUAUGGCUUAAUGAAUUGCAUUGAUCUUGUGUUGUGUAACUUUGUCCUGUUUGCGCAAUUUUGCUUCAAAAGAAACGUGAUUUCCUUGCACAGCUCUGAAAUGUAAGUUUUUUAAAAGGGUGCGGUCUCAUGACCAAACCUCACUGUUUCCCCUGUGAAAGUAUUGUACAUGAAAACUUUUUCCACUCCAGUCACACCUCCUAAAAUUCAUUUGUGAAGUCACAUCGGGUGAGCCGCAGGCCUUUGUUCAAAACCUCAAAAAUACAAGAACGACACAGAAGCAGCCUUGGAUUUUUCCUUUGACUCCACCACUUGAUUCAGUCAGAAUAAAGACAUCUAGUUCUACUCAAGGAGUUUUUCAGGUUUUCAGAAAGAUGAAAAGCAUCCUUUCAAGGUUCUCUAUCUCACAGAGAAUAGAAUAAAUCCCCUGCACACAAAUGUCUAACCCCAAACUUCUUCCUAUUCAGUCAGACAGGAGCCUUCAGCUUCCACUGCCAACACUGGUCACUCUCUUUGAUCCAGAGCUCCCUAUUCUUUUUUUUUUUCUUAUGCUUUUUUUUGUGUGUGUAAACAUCAGCUCUAUGCUGCAGGUCAAAAAAUCUGUAGGCUACCACUCUUCUGUCUGUCUGCCCACUGUCGCAAUUGUAAAUACUGAAUACUAACUGAGGCAAAAAAAAAAAAGAAGGAAAAAACAUCCUGACCUUACAUUCUGCCGGAAAUUUUGUGUUCAAUAAAAUUAAAGGAAAAAUG
Oreochromis aureus is the source of this 7210-nucleotide messenger RNA. RefSeq names its product neural cell adhesion molecule 1a (gene ncam1a). Gene Ontology annotation, molecular function: axon guidance receptor activity; protein binding. Gene Ontology annotation, biological process: synapse organization; homophilic cell-cell adhesion. The record is from RefSeq and is a predicted model, not a curated record. Gene Ontology annotation, cellular component: plasma membrane; axon; neuronal cell body. The transcript is spliced from 21 exons. NCBI's taxonomy places the organism in Eukaryota, Metazoa, Chordata, Actinopteri, Cichliformes, Cichlidae. Bases 200 to 2785 code for a protein of 861 amino acids.